Molecule: messenger RNA, 1100 nt
Organism: Paramecium sonneborni
Lineage: Eukaryota; Ciliophora; Oligohymenophorea; Peniculida; Parameciidae
Source: the annotation of a GenBank genome assembly
AAUUAAUAUGAUAAUGAAUCAUUUAAGAAAUUGUGGAAAAUUUUCAACUCUUGUGUUUGCUGAUCAUUCAAGUGGAAAAUUAUCAAAAUCAACACUUAAAAUCUUAAAUGCUGCAAAAUAAUUGAAUUAAUAAAUAUCUUUAUUAGUAGCUAGUAAUGAUGCAAAUUCUGUAGUUGAUUAAAUAAAAUAAUCAAUUCCAAAUAAUGUUGUACAUUAAGUACUUGUAGCAUAACAUGAUUCAUUAAAAGCACCAUAAGCUGAUUUAUUAGGUAAUUUAGUAAAAUAGUUAAUUGAUUAACAUGGAUUUACUAAUUUUGUUACAAGUACAUCUACUUUAGCAAAAGACUUCUUACCAAGAGUUGCUGUUAAAUAUGCAGCUUAACCUAUAACAGAUGUGAUAGCUAUAAAUAAUGAUGUAUUUCUAAGACCUGUUUAUGCAGGAAAUGCAAUAGCUUAAGUAAAAUCAAAUGAUAAAGUGAAAUUCAUUUCAUUUAGACCUACUAAUUUUGAAGAAGUAUAUAUAAUAUUAAUAUAUUAUUAGAUUCAAUAAGUUGGUGAAAAAGUAUCUAAUAUUGUUUAAGUAAAAGUAGAAAAUACAAAAUAAUUGAUUGAACAUGUCUCUGAUGAAUUAGUAUAAAGUGAUAAGCCUGAAUUGACUACUGCUAAAUUUGUAAGUCUUAUAUAUUCAUUAUAGAUUGUAUCUGGAGGUAGAGGAUUAGGAAGCAAAGAAAACUUUAAAAUAUUAGAUGAUUUAGCAGAUGUAUUGGGUAAUACAGCAAUCGGUGCUUCUAGAGCUGCUGUUGAUGCAGGAUAUGCCGCAAAUGAUUAAUAAGUCGGAUAAACAGGAAAAGUAGUUGCACCUGAAUUGUAUAUUGCUGUAGGAAUAUCAGGAGCUAUUUAACAUUUAGCAGGAAUGAAAGAUUCUAAAGUUAUUGUAGCUAUCAAUAAAGGUAUUUACAUACAUAUAUCAAUUAUUAUAGAUUCAGAGGCACCUAUUGUUAGUGUUGCUGAUUACACCAUUGUUGAUGAUUUGUUUAAAGUAGUCCCAGAGUUAACAAAGAAAAUUAAAGAAAUUAAAUAAUGAUAUAAAAAAAUGACGU